Pectinophora gossypiella (pink bollworm) is the source of this 4010-nucleotide messenger RNA. RefSeq names its product mucin-5AC. The record is from RefSeq and is a predicted model, not a curated record. The transcript has 11 exons. Lineage: Eukaryota; Metazoa; Arthropoda; Insecta; Lepidoptera; Gelechiidae. The coding region runs from base 177 to 2888 and encodes 903 amino acids.
GCCAGUCGACAGCGGUGUCACCCCUCCGGUGCGUCCUACCCCUGCCCACGAUCCCUGCACGCAUUCGCCUUUCUCACACGACCGGCGAUCCUCGCUUGCGCAACCCGAAAGCCCGCAGUGCGAGCCGGCGCCCCACGCCACCAGCACCCUCACACGCCGCCGCAGCCGCACGCACCAUGUACCUCAGGAUAGCGCUAUGUUUGUUGGUUUGCUCCGUCUACCGGGCACACGCCGACGUGGACAUCAUCACAGAGCCGCGGCCGGGAGAGGAGUACGUUCUAGUUAGUUCUGGUCAACAAACACCAGUAAGAAAUUUUGAAACCUCUCAUAAAAUCCCGGAGAAGCAUCCGCAACAUCGCUUCGUGAAGCCUGACGAUAACAAUGAAAAGAUUAUUAAAAAGCUGCAUAGCGGCAAGGGCAAGCACCCCACAGAGGGCAUUGUCGCCAUCGAGGAGGAUAAAAAGGCUCAGUUCAGAAAGGGGCAGAAGGGUAAGGUGUCCGAGUCGAUAGAGAUCGACAUUCCCGUGUCCAAGCUUGAAGAUAUUAAAAUAAAAGAAAAUAUACAAGAUGUGGAAACGAAUCCGAAGAUGGCGGUCGCGUUGGAGGCCAUGUCUGAGUCGGGCAAGCUGAGUAACCGAGCUGCCACCACCACACAGAAGCCCGUGCUAACCACCACGCCGCCCGUCACCAAGGGGUUCGACUAUAUCCCCAUCAACUUCGACAGCAUCGACGACAUUAACUCCGGGCUGCUGUCCUCUAACGUGCAGCUGGAGACUGCCGGGUCGGAACAAAAACAACACUCGCGUAUUCAAGUCAAAAAGGGCCCCAACGGUCAAGACUACGAGUACGAAUACGUUUACUAUUAUUACGACGAGGAAGACAAGGAUGGUAAGAAGGAGGGCAAGGACUUGAAGGAGAAGCCUUCGUCGACGACGGCGGCUCCGGUGCACAAUUCGCACGACGGGCCGGGCAAGGAGGACGAGAACCAGAUAACCAAGGAGAGCAAGACGAAGAACAAGUACAGCACCAUCGACCGGUCCGGCGGCGCGACGACGGCCGCCCCUGACCAGAACGAGGUUGUGCCGACGUCGAGCCGGCCCCGCCAGCGAGGCCGUACCGCCGCGCCUGCUCCCGUCGAGGAAACCGUUGAAGAAGACAGACUACCAUCAAGCACCCGUUUCCCCCCAAGAGGCCGCAACUUAGCUGCCGCGAGCUCGACCACCUACGUGCCCGAAGUAUCCUCGGAGGCCGUGAAGCACCGCGGCCGCUCGCACCAGACCGACAACAUUGCCGACGAGUCCAUCGGCCAGACCAGGAGCAGGACACGUGCUCAUGUUAGGCGCCCUAGCUCAGAACUUGUCGAUCUCGACAGUUUCAAGACCCACUCGGGAGAUAUCCCUGUCCAAUACAAAGAGCCCCCCACCAGGUACUCCGCAGAGAGCAGGACCACCACUGACAUCCCCGACGCCACCACCACCAUCAAGGAGCCGUCUAGCUCCAAAGACUCGCCCAGAGAAGGCCACAGUUUGUUAAGCAACGUGAGGUUCCAAGAAAUCCUUGACGAUUCCAAACUGCCGGCGGAUUACAAGCCGACGACGACGCCGUACGAGCUGGACACGACCGAGUACACGACCAUGACCGCUAUGGAGAAGGUGGCUCUGGAUCUGUACGCGUAUUUGGCGAGGGAGAACCUGAACAACGAAGUGAGCGACCCAGUAGAUUUCGACGGCACGACCACCACGGAUGACGAGACGUGGACGACGGAAGCUAUGAGCACGACGGAGGAGGCGACCACGACGACAACGACGACCACAACGACGACCACGACGACCACGCCUGCCCCCACCACGACCACGGCGGCGCCCUCCACUCGCCCCUCGCGGUUCAGGGGCCGCCCCGGCGCUAGAGCUCGCACGUCCACCUCCCCGGCAGCCGCUACUGAAGCACCACAGGAAACUUCAACCAAAAUACGAGGUCGCUUCGGCAAGCCAAACGGAGUGCGCAAGACCACCGCCGCCGCCGCCAGCGCUGCCGCCGUCGAGUCCUCCACGGCUGCUGCUGCUGAUAAGCCGCUGACCACCAAGCAGGCGUUUGGCCGCCGAGGCUUGUUUGCCGGCCGCACAAGGCCCAGCUCCACUACUCCGUCCCCUGCUCAAGACUCCAGCAGCUCAGCUCCUGAUUCACCCGUAGCCAGGCCCCGGCUUCGCCCUGGCCUGCGGAGGACGACGACCACGAGCGCAGCUCCCGCUGAAGACAGCACUGCCGCCGGCUCCAGCGCGGAGCCCUCGGAAACUACCCCCACACCCGCUAAGCCCAACGGACGAGGCAGGCCGGGGCUCCGCACGCCGGCGGCGUCGCUGAGGCCGGGCGCGCGGCUCAACCUUCGGCCUAACGCACGCCCGCGGCCCGGCCAGGCGGCCGCCGCCGCCGCCACCGCCGCCACCGAGCCAGCGCCUGACACCGCAGACACCUCCGUGUCAGACGCGCCCGACGCCGAGCCUGAAGCUGAGGCACCAUCGACAUCGUCAGCGUCGCCGGCGUCGCCGGACUCGUCGCGCAGCAAGGUGCGCAACCGGCUGCAGGUGUCGCCGGCGCCGAAGCCCCGCGUCGCUGUGACGCCCGUACCGCGCCGCCCCAACCCGCUCCUCAAGAGGAAGCUCAGCACCGAGGGUCCGACCGAAGCGCCCAGGAAGACAUCAUCGGAGACCACGGAGGAGAGCACCAGCGACGAGAGCAAAAGUGAAACAGAGACGGAGGGCGGCGGUGCGGAGACGACGCCGACGCCGCCGCUGCGCGGACUCGACGCGCUGUUCGCUCGCCGCCGCGCCGCCGGCGGCAUCGGCGGGCGGCCCGCGCGCCCCGCCCGCGGCGCACCCUCGCCCAAAUAAACACCCCCCUCUCCUCACAUCCCUCCCUCUCCUUCAUGACUGCUCAAAUUUACUGAAAAUGCAACUAUUAUAACAUCUUAAUAAUGAACGUGAGGUUGUGCUGUGCGAUUUUGCUCAAAAGCGACUUAUACAGGUGAUGAGGAACAAGGCCGAAUUAUUAGAGUUGUAAUGCUGAAAUAAUUUUGCAGAUUCUGCAUUUUCAGUGACUAGCGCAGGUCAUAACGUUUAGUCAAUUUAUUCUCCAAACGUCUAGAUGUUAGCAACGUUUAGUUAUACCUAACGCCUACUUUCAGAGAUUUCAGUUUUAGUUUUACUCAUGUAAUUAAUUAGACAAGUUAUUCUUAAGUUUUUACUUUCUUUACUUUAUACAGAUCUCUCUGUUAAAAUCAAGUACCUAUCAUUAAUUUUGCAACGUAAAGACUCCUUUCCAUGAAUUUAAUUUGUCACCUUAUGUAUAUAUUAGUAUGUAGUGUUAUUGUCGUCCGCCCGACGGUCGGGCCGCUCGGCCUGCCUUAGUGUCCGUAGUGUCUGUCAACAGCUAACAUUCAACACCUACCUAUAGAUUCAUUAACGUAUAAUCGCCAAAGUUUUUCAAAACAUAAGAUAAAGUUAAACGUAGAUGUGAAUGGGUACAAUUAUAGCGUACUCCAUAUUUUUUCCAAGUUUAUGCACAGUUUGAGCAAGUAAUAUAUGUCGUCCCUUGUAGUAAGCUUCUAUCGAUUUAUAGACCUCUCUAUUUUAAUUGUGCCUAUUUUAUGCACAUUUGAGAUAAGUCAAGGGAGCUGCACUGAAAAAAAAUAUUAUAUUAAAAUUAUAUAUAUUAUAUUUAUAACUCGUUGUUUAGGCGAAUAUAUUUUUCUAAAUUAUUUUUUCUUAAUAUUUACUGAUUGAAAUUAAAAUUUGGUUCCUUCUGGUGCAAUCAUCAAAGGAAUUCAUUUUGCCUCUAUUUAUUCUGAUAAAUGAAUUUGAUUUAGGAAGGCUUUGUAGAGAAGUCGUUUAGUUCCGUCAUCAACAUCGAUAUGAGUUUCGUUUGCUGUAGCACUGAUAGCUAGUGCCAUCGUGAUAUAUUGUGUAUCUUUUGUAAGUGUGAUAAUAAACUUAAUAAUAAGACCUAUUGUUGGA